Plasmodium reichenowi is the source of this 3417-nucleotide messenger RNA. RefSeq lists its product as hypothetical. The record is from RefSeq and is a predicted model, not a curated record. The transcript has a single exon. Bases 1 to 3417 code for a protein of 1138 amino acids. Lineage: Eukaryota; Apicomplexa; Aconoidasida; Haemosporida; Plasmodiidae.
AUGAAGAGGAAGAAUAUCCAUCUAUUCUUUUAUGUCCUCAUACUAUCAUUUAUUUUAUAUAAUAAAAUUAUAAACGUUUUGAACUUCCCUAUUAAUAAUGGCAUAAAUAAAAAGGAUGAUUCAAAUUUAAAGGGAGGGAAGGAUGAAGAUAGUAGUAGUAGUAGUAGUAGUAGUAUAUCUACUGCUGUGUUUUAUUUGUCUGAUGAAAGAAUAUAUAUUAAUGAACAACAUUUUACUAAUAUCAAAAUACUUCAGAAUAUAUUAAUGGAACACAUAAAAUCAAAUGAACAUAAAAAAGAAUUAGAAGAAUUAGGAUUAUUAAAUAUAAAAUCCUUAUUAUAUGAAGAUUUUAAACAAGAAAUAUAUAAUAGUAUGAAAUUAAUAUUUCAAUUUAUAAAACAGAAUUUUUAUUCUUUAUGUAAAUAUCUAAAUGAAGAGAAAAAAAGAAAUAAUUUAUCUGCAAAUAAUUAUUUAUCAGAUGAUCAAAUAUAUUCAGUAAUUAAAAAUAAAAUUAUGAAUACAAAUGUAGAUAAAAAUAAGAAAUUUGGCGAUUUAUUAAAUUAUAUAAUAAAAUUAAAAAAAAUAUUUAAUAUAUCUUUUUCAAUGAAUUUAGAAAAAGAAAUAAGACCAAUUAUAUUAAUAACACAUGUUAAUCUAGCUAAUAAUUCGGUACAUAUUAAUAUAAAUAAUAAUAUGACUGAAGAAUCUAUUGAUGAAAUGAAAAAAAAUGGUUCUUUAAAAAAAGAUAAAUCUGUAGAAGAAGUAUCUAAGAGUAUUCUUAAUCCUAUAAAAACAAAUAGCUUAUUUCUUAAAAUAUCGAACUCUUUAAAGUGGCCUUUACAUUUUUAUAGAAAUUUAUGUUAUAAAAAUAAUUAUAAGGUAGCAUCCGAAAACUGGGUUAGCUAUUUUUAUGAUCAUAAUGAAACCUUGUGUCAUGUAGAAACUUGUGGUACAGGGGAUUGUUUAUUUCUAUCAUUACAAUAUUUAUUACAAAAUAAUGGUAUUAAAAAAAAUAAUUUUGUUGUAAAUAAAAAUGUAAAAGAAAGUAAAUUCAUACCAUGGUAUAUUGAAAAAGUCAAACAAUCGAAUAAGGUAAAUUAUGACGUAACCGAUUUGAGAUAUAUAACUACAUUUUAUGUUAUCAAAUAUUUCCCAGGAUUUUCUUUAGAUAAUGAUAUAGAUGAGAAUAAUAUAAAUGACAAGUUAGAUUUGCUUAUAAAUUUAGAGUUAACCAAUUAUUAUUUAGAGAAGGAUUUGAUGUAUGAGGUUAUGAAGAAUAAAGCCCCCACAGUGAAUCAACAGGAAAAUGGGAAAGAAACGGUUCAAGAGGAGCAAAAUAUGGAAGAAGGUGAUAAAAUAAAAAAUGAUGAUAAAAUAAAAAAUGAUGAUAAAAUAAAAAAUGAUGAUAAAAAUGUGACACAAGGUGUGGAUGAAGAAAAGGGUCUCUUUACAAAUAAGUGUAAUACUACAGGUAAAAAUAAUAACAACAACAAUAAUAAUAAUAAUAAUAAUAAUAAUAAUAAUAAAAAUAAUGAUAACAAAAUUGAACAUGAUGUUACAGGUCCAUAUUAUAAUCAUAUAAACCAACAUAAUAACAAUGUAGAAGAAAAAUAUUUAGCCCAUUAUAAUGAUGAUCAAAAUCAUAUAAACAAUUCAAACAAAGAAGCAGAAGAAAGUACAGAGCACUCUAAUUUAAAUUAUGAUUAUUCUUAUGAAUAUGAAAAUGCUUUUAAUCCAAAUGGUAGGUUUAGUAGUUUUAGUAGUGCUAGUAGUGAUGAAGAUACAACUUACACAAAUAAAAAGGCCAACAUUUUAUUAUCUUGUUCAGAAAAUAGAGAGAAUACCAAAGUGGAUUCAUCAUUACUUACAAAAGGGGAUAAUCAUGAUAAUUAUAAUGAUGAUGAUAUAAAUAAAGAUAAGGAAAAUAUUUUGAAUAGUGAUGAGAAUUUGAACCCUGAAGAUGAUUUAUAUAGUAAUAAAGAAAUUACCAUAUACAAAGUUAAUAACAAUGAAGGAUCUAAAGGCUUGAAAAAUAAUAGAAGAUACAAAAGUGAACCACAUUAUAGAAUCGUUUAUAGGAAUAAUAAAUCAUCGAAUACUACUAAUAAUUAUAUUUCACCACAUUUUAUGAAUGAAGAAAAUAUUGAUGAAAAUAAUAAAAAUGUUCCUUUUAGUAAUAAUAAUGAUAAUAAUAACAAUAAUGGUGAUAAAAAACAAAAAAGUAUUAAUGAUAAUAAUAAUAAUGUGGAUGAAAAAAAAGAAUCGUAUGAUAAUAAUGUAUCUAGUUAUAAAUCCAUAAGUGAAGGUGCAAAAAAGAAAAGUACCAAACAACAAGGUAUUAUUAAUUAUUAUGAAAAACGGAGAUGUACUAAUAAUAAUUCUAGAUCAAAGUCCCUGCCAUCUAAGGGAAAAAAAUUAGGUAGUAAUGAAAAGUAUGCGUACAAUCGAUUUAAAAGUAAUCCAAUCAAUAUGAACGUUAAAAAUAAAUUUAAGGAUGAUAACAACGAUAAUAAUAAGAAUUAUAAUAAUGAUACAAUAUAUGUUAAUGAAAAAGAGAAAAGUGGUACAACAAGUAAAAGCUUUUUUCAAAAAAUAAAAAGUAUGUGUUAUGAUAAUCAUGAUGAUACAGAUGAUUAUUCUGAAAUAUUAGAUGAAGUACAGGAUUUAGGUUAUAGAUUAUAUGAAUUAAUUUUUAUAAAAUUAGUAUCGUUAUCAAAAAAUAAAUUAAAAUUAAACGAAUUAAUGAAACUAUCAAAAAAUGACUUAAAAAAAUUACAAGGAACAGAUCAUAAAGUAAGGGUAAUUGGUUCCAAUAUGUUUAGUAAGAAAUUAUCCGAAGGUAGUGUGCUUCCAUUUUAUACAUUUCUUAAUAUUAAAAAUAAAUUAAAUAAUCCAUUUAGUAAUAUGGAUUUUAGUAAUAAAGAUUAUUAUAUAGUAGUUAUGAAAACAACCUUUAAUAAAGAUAUUAAAAGAAAAAAAGAUGGAUUAGUAACUCGAAGUUUAAUAUUAAAUCAUAGAGGUGAUUCUAUAUCUUACUGGUCUAUAAAAAAUAAUGAUUUUCAUUUUACAUGUGAUAAUAAAGUAAUACAAACCAAAACAAUUGAAGAAAAGGCAUCAGCCUUUUUUUAUGAACGUACAAGAUUAGGACAUGUUCAUUGGGGAGAUGAAACUGAUUAUGAUGCUUUCCAAAAAAUGUUUAAUAUUGGUCUCAUAACAUUUAUGAAUAAUAACACAAAUUUAUUCUUUUCUAAAGGCACUUUUAAACAAUAUCCAAUACAUUUUCUCAUAUAUUAUUAUUCAGGUAUUCACUUUGAGCCUGGUGUGCAUGUAACGUUGAAUGGAAAAACGGAAACAUGUCAUUCUUCAUACAAGACGGGCGAUAUACCAAACUCUUUUAUGGAGAUACCAGAGAAAUGA